Molecule: messenger RNA, 1118 nt
Organism: Magallana angulata
Lineage: Eukaryota; Metazoa; Mollusca; Bivalvia; Ostreida; Ostreidae
Product: glutathione-specific gamma-glutamylcyclotransferase 1-like
Exons: 3
Coding region: 225-905 (226 amino acids)
Biological process (GO): glutathione catabolic process
Cellular component (GO): cytoplasm
Molecular function (GO): glutathione specific gamma-glutamylcyclotransferase activity; gamma-glutamylcyclotransferase activity
Source: RefSeq, a predicted model, not a curated record
AUAUACAUUAAAGUCAUCAAAUCUUUUGAUUUGGGACGUAACAAGUUUUCAUUUUCGGGAUUAUUUGCAUGCAAGCGAAAACUGAAACUGAUUUCAUGGACAGGCGCUUAGUUGUAUCCUUUUUCUCAACUAAGAAAAAUUUCAUGCGAAAUGUAUUGCAGUGCAAGAGUCUAUAUAAACAUGUAUCUCUACAGAGGACAACGCACAUUUUCAUAUGAAACACAAUGUCAAAGAAAGCAGACUUGUUGAGUGAUAUCAAUGAAGAAGACCAAGAAAACCAAACUCUGGUCUUCAAAGUGUUUGGUUACGGGUCUCUUCUGUGGAAAGUGAACUUUAAUUAUUCUAGUCGUGAUCAUGGUCAUAUCAAAGGGUUCCAGAGAAAAUUCUGGCAGAACAACAAGACUCAUCGUGGGACAGAAGGAAAGCCUGGACGAGUGGCCAUAAUACACAAAGCUGAAGAAAAAACACUGAGCGGUGUGAUGUUUACCAUUAAGGGUGCAUCAGACAUUGAGAAUGCCAAACAGAUAUUGGAUACACGGGAAACAGUGCUCGGUGGUUACAUCUCAAUUCAGACCACGUUCUACGAUGAAUAUGGUGUCCAGUCCGAGGUCACUGUAUUUACAGCUACCCCUGACAACGACCUCUAUGUGGGACAGAUUUGUGAUCAUCCUCAUGAUGACGUAGAACACAUAGCUACACAGGUUGUCGGUGCCCAAGGCCGCGCUGGAACCAAUGCAGAAUACGUCAUCAAACUUGCAGACUACGUAAGAACACAUUUUCCAAACGAGGACGACGAACAUUUAUUUUUGCUCGAUAAAAAAGUCACCGCAAAAUUGAGUAAUCGUUCGCGGACAGUUCAAAUCAACUACGAACAACUGAAUGGUAUAAACCAUCAUGAUAUUUGAUUUUCUAAAUGUCUCAACAAAUGUACGUUGCUCUUAUUAUUAUUGUUUUGUUAUGCUUUUUAUUGUUAAAAAUGUUUGAUGUCAUUAUUCGAACUCUCUAUCCUGUUAAUCUAUAUUGCUACCGUUUCAUCAAAAAUUGAACAAUAUAAACAAUCUGCAUGAAAUUGUAUGUUUGCAAUAAGUUGGCAAAGUAAAAAUAAACAAGAAACUAAC